Molecule: messenger RNA, 1933 nt
Organism: Suillus paluster
Lineage: Eukaryota; Fungi; Basidiomycota; Agaricomycetes; Boletales; Suillaceae
Product: GatB/GatE catalytic domain-containing protein
Exons: 12
Coding region: 76-1644 (522 amino acids)
Biological process (GO): glutaminyl-tRNAGln biosynthesis via transamidation; mitochondrial translation
Molecular function (GO): glutaminyl-tRNA synthase (glutamine-hydrolyzing) activity
Source: RefSeq, a predicted model, not a curated record
UCAGCGCACGGGUUUCAAGUUGGACAGCCUACCAUCAAGUCUGGAUUAUAUUUGGGAAAGGAAAGUCAUACUUUGAUGCUUAUUCGACAUUGUCCAUGGCGCUCUAUCCGGCUUCACCAGCUCUGCCAUCUACGGCAAAUCCAUACUCGCGAAGCAAUCCAUGACAAGCGCUGGCCUGGCUGGCAAGUCAUUAUAGGUAUUGAAGUGCAUGCUCAGAUCAAGUCUCGCCGCAAGCUCUUCUCAGAGUCAUUCACAUCUCGUCCGGGUGAGAUACCUAAUACCACUGUGUCCGCAUUCGAUGCCGCAUUCCCUGGAACACUACCCACAUUGAACCCGAAAUGUGUCGAGUUAGCAGUCAGAACAGCAUUAGCAUUGAACUCGGAAGUUCCAUCCCGCUCGGCGUUCGACAGGAAACACUACUUUUACUCUGACCUUCCGGCAGGGUAUCAAAUAACUCAGCGCUACUCUCCACUUGCCAAGGGUGGUUAUCUCAAACUCUCCAAAGGGGAUGUCGCAGUGGGAAUCACACAAAUUCAACUCGAACAGGAUACAGCCAAAUCUACUUUCGAUGGAAUUCGACGUAUCUCACUUAUUGACCUAAAUCGAGCUGGCUCAGGGUUGAUGGAAAUCGUUUCAGAGCCUGAUAUGCGAUCCCCCGAAGAGGCCGCAGAUUAUGUUCGGACAUUGCAGGCCGUCCUUCGCUGUGUUGGCUCGAGUGAUGGAAACAUGGAACAAGGAUCCUUCCGCUGUGACGUGAAUGUGUCUGUCAACAAACAUGGAGAGCCACGUGGUACUCGUUGCGAGAUCAAAAACCUCAACAGUGUGAAGUUCAUGAUGAUGGCGAUCACUUCAGAGGUCUUCCGUCAUAUCGAGCUGCUCGAAGGUGGCCGCUCUGUGCCGCAGGACACCAGAGGAUUUGAUGAAAACAAAGCCGAAACUUUCAAACUCAGAAGCAAGGAGGAUGCCCCGGAUUAUAGAUACAUGCCGGACCCGAAUAUCCCCCCAUUGCUCAUAUCCGAGGAGUAUAUUGAAGCCAUCCGCCAAACCAUGCCGGACCUCCCUGAUGCAACCCGUGCUCGUUUACUGAAUCUUGGACUAUCUGAGCGUGAUACCGAUGUGCUCAUGACCGUCGACUCAGGCCACGAGGUUGGAUUUGAUGGCGAACUUGGAAAGGGCGCCGUUGCUUACUUUGACUCCCUCGCGCAACAAAGGGACCCAAGGGUCGUUGUCAACUGGAUGACGCACGAGCUCCUUGGGCAGUUGACUGCUCGGAAGGAGACUUUCAGCGAUAAUCCUGUGUCUGUCGAGCAACUGGGCGAACUCAUCGACCUGGUGCAGGAUGGCAAAAUCACGGGGACCUCGGGAAAAUCGUUAUUGAAGCAUAUCAUCGCCAAUCGGUCUUCGUUAACUCCCUCUGUGCUCGUACAGGAACUUUCUCUUGAGGCUGUAUCGGAAGACGAUAAUGCCACUAUCCGAGCUUGGUGUGCCGAAGCCAUUGAAAAGCUUCCUGAAGAGGCGGAAGCAGUGCGCCAAGGCAAUCCUCGAGUCCUCAACAAACUGGUGGGUAAGGUCAUGCAGCUCAGCCGUGGAUGUGCCGAUGCACAAAAUGCACGCGUAGUGCUAGAAGAUAUUUUGCGAAGAUAGCUUCCUUUUGAAUGGAUAUCAAAUAACGUAUGACUUUUUACGCCGCUCAGCACAAUUCAGAUUCUGCAAGCCCGCCUCCAUACGAAUCGCCGUAGUGUGCACUACAUCACCACAGAAGGCAAACAGCAAGUCGCGAACUUCGAUACAACUGAUUCUUUGUCCUAGAAUAUGACCAAUGCUGUGCUCGUGUCACCCACGAUAACUUUUGAGGAAAAUUCAGAUUUUAAAUAGGGAAAAACACUCGAUGUGCAGUGCUGGAGCGGAAUGAGUCAAAAAGCAAAGAACGACA